AUGCAGGGGAGGGGGUGGCAUCUUCCGUCUUCAGGCGCGGGCCUGGCCCAGAGGCGACAGGAAGCCAGGACGCCGGGGAUUGUCUCUCGCAACCGCAGCCCAGCCCCAGUCCGGGAGGAAGUUCUGCCGGGCGCUCUCCGCGGGUGCCUCCCUGGUUAUACUGUUAUACAGGAAACCUGGCAGCGCCGGAGCCGCGCGGUCGAGGAGGGAGUGCGGGACGCCGAGCCCACGCAAGCCUGCCGGGACAAGUGGAGGCGAGGCCGGCGAGCGGACGCCCCGAGGUCGGCGAAGGAGCUGUGGCCGGGUCCCCUUCUUAUCCAGCCCGAGACAUUGCGCUCCGGUGGGCGUCCCUGCGCUGGGAAUCCCGCUCGGAGUUUUUCCAGGCCCGGCCGGGUUGCGCCGGGAAAGGCCGUGGUGGGGGAGGUGGGCCCGGAGCGGGCAGGUCUGCAAUCCGGUUGGAAGGGCUCGCAGUGGGUGAUUCAGGGUGCAAAUGACCUCCCCGCGAACGGGAACGCCCGCACUAGACAACCAGUCCUAACCCGGCAUUCCCAGAGCCGCGGGCGGGAGGGACGCAGGGACUCCGGGACAGCAAAUCCCCGGGGGAGAAGGGAAGGGGGAAGGCGGGGCAGGGGAGGCCCACUCUCCUUGGGCUCCGCUAGCGACCAGCCAGCGCCCCUUCAGACGCAGCCUUCCUGGCUCCCGGCCCCGGCCUUCUGCUCCAGGCCUCGUCCCAAUGCCCCCCAAGGUCCCCAGCAGAGGCAUUCUGGCUCCUCCUCGCCCCUCCCAGACACAGCUGCUUUGGGUAUGGGUGACAGCACUCCUGAGCGUCCCUGUCCCUAUUCGCUGCCGUUGCCAGCUCCGAUUCCGCUCAACCUCUCGGGCCCCCCGCUGGAAGCCCCGCCCAGGGCGAUGGUGGGGGCCUAACCUGCCGGCUCCGCCCACCCGGCCCUUGGGCUCCCUGAGGCCCGCCCAGCCGACGUGAGUGCGCUGCGGGGUCCAGGGGGAAGGGUCGCCGGGGCAGUGUCCACCUUGGGGUUUACUGUCUCUGGGCAGCUCGAUGACCGCGCCUCCGGGGCCCAGUGUGCUUAGUGACUCAGUGUAUACCCUUUCCUCGUCGAGGAACGCUUGAGAAAGUGGCGAAGGAGCCCUACGGGAGUCCCAGUUGGACCCUGCUCCUUCGGUCCCUCAGCCUCGGCAAGCGGCGGUCUCCUGGCCCCUGGUCCGGGUCACCUUAGGAGGCAGGAGGAGAUGUGGUCAGUGUGGGAGCUUGGAGGGGCCAUGCACUUCCGGAGAAGACCACCGACUCAUGGCUUUGGUGGAGGGGCGCCGGCAGAUUUAGUUAGGCUCUCUCCCAUCCCUGACACACCGAGCCGGGGCGGGACCGGGGCUUGUGACCACUCCGGAGAGCUUUGGGGGUCCCUGCUCUGGGACUCCGCACGUACAGUCACUGUCUCGGAGUGCAUUCUCCAGGGGCCACUCUCGUGGGGACACUGUAGGGGUCACAGGGCAGGUGGGCAGCCUUUCUCGGGGGGCGGCGUGAGAGCCGGAGAGCAGGGGGCGGGGGCGGGCCGGGCUCGGGCUCACGUCUGAGUUGAAGCCGCUGGGGAAGGAGAGAGAAACCGAGAGAACCGGUUUCCCCGCCUUGACAGCGGAGGCCCCCACACCAAGGCCCUUGGACUAAGCGGGACAGGGACAGCCUCCAGGUAGAGCUGUUCGCCGGGGCGCCUGCAGAGCCCGCAUCCCAACCCUGACCCCGGGGCCGGGGCGCAGGCUCCUGGAGGGAGGCGGUGCUACGGGACCCUCUGCGGAUUCUCUGCGGGCGGGAGGCGUCCAGGCGGGACAGGGCCCGGGGAGCAGCAGGAAAUGGGCUGCUCUUCCCACUUGACUGACGGGAAAACUAAGGCUCGGUCAACUAUCAAGCAAGCGUGGUGUCGACCUUAGAGCAGGUAAUCACCCCUCGUUUUAAAGCCAAGGUUUCCCUCGCAGUCGAUUUGGACCAAGACUACCCACAAUCUUCCCCACCGCAGGACUGAAGCGAGGCUCAAAUCUUAUAAUCAACCCCACGGAAUGAAAGGGUUGUCCUAAUUCCAGCACUGAGUGUAAGAAUGGAAGCCUUAGAUGUGAGUGUAAGAAUGGAAGCCUUAGAUGUGAUUUUAUGCAAGUUCCCAUUUUAGAAAUGGGAAAACUGAGGCCUGAAGGCGAACGGCAAGUGCAGCAUCGGGACUCGAACCCAAGUCUGUCCUCGAGUGCGGGGCUAUUCCGGGCUCAGUGGUCUUGACUUCCGCGGCCCUCCUCCUUGUUGCCUGCAGGAAAACGCCGCGGCCGCGAUGGCGGCGGACGUGGAGGGAGACGUGUACGUACUGGUGAAGCACCCCUUCGAGUACACCGGCAAGGACGGGCGCCGCGUGGCCAUGCGGCCCAAUGAGCGCUACCGGCCGCUGCGGCGCAGCACAGAGCACUGAGCACUGGUGGCACGUGCGGCGCAAGCCCGGCGGCCGCCCCUUCUACCUGCCCGCGCCGUACGUGCGCGAGCUGCCUGCGCUGGGCAACGCUGCCACUGACGCGCCGCCAGGUCCCCCCCUCGGGACCCGCAGCGCCUGAGCCGCUCGCCUACGACUACCGGUUCAUGAGCGCGGCGGCGGCGGCGGCAGCGGGCCCCAACGGCCCCCGCGUGGAGCCCCGAGGCGAGGCCAGCUCCCUGUGCCGCCCUGCGCAGCGCCGCGCCGCGAGCCAGCGCAGCAGCCUGGCGCCUGGCCUGCCCGCCUGCCUGUACCUGCGGCCCACGGCGCCCGUGCGGCCCGCGCAGUCCCUGGACGACCUGACGCGCGCCGCCGUCUCGCCUCCCGCCGGCCACCUCGGAAGCAGCGGCAGCUUCAAGGCCUGCAGCGUAGCGGGCUCCUGGGUGUGCCUGCUGCCCCUGGCGCGCAGCGACUCAGAGAACAUCUAAGAGGCCAUCCAGGAGGUGCGCGGGCCGCCGCGGUAGGAGAUCGUGAAGCAGGUACGACCCCGGGCGCGGAGGCGGGGAGGCUCGCUGAGGACCGCGCGCCCACCUCUGUCGGAAGACUUCGGAUGAGCUCCCUCUCCCCAACCGCAAAACAGUGCAGGCCCCCAUCCCUCAUCUGCAAUUCCCAGGCUCCAAAGCUCCCUGGAAGCCCGAAAGGUUUUUCGUAAUCAAAUUGGUGGCAAAAUUGCGCUUGAACUGA
Messenger RNA from Pongo pygmaeus (Bornean orangutan), 3203 nucleotides. RefSeq lists its product as uncharacterized. Bases 1 to 924 code for a protein of 307 amino acids. The transcript has 2 exons. NCBI's taxonomy places the organism in Eukaryota, Metazoa, Chordata, Mammalia, Primates, Hominidae. The record is from RefSeq and is a predicted model, not a curated record.